This is a messenger RNA of Mus pahari (shrew mouse), 392 nucleotides long. RefSeq names its product serine peptidase inhibitor, Kazal type 4 (gene Spink4). The record is from RefSeq and is a predicted model, not a curated record. NCBI's taxonomy places the organism in Eukaryota, Metazoa, Chordata, Mammalia, Rodentia, Muridae. The transcript has 4 exons. The coding region runs from base 39 to 299 and encodes 86 amino acids. Gene Ontology annotation, molecular function: protein binding; serine-type endopeptidase inhibitor activity.
GCCCACCCUUGACGGCCGUCACAUAGCUCACAAGCAGCAUGGCUAUGCAUCUGUGGUUGGUCACCCUGACCCUGGUUCCCCUCCUUGGCAUGGACAGGGAACUGUCGGUGUCAGCUGGGAGCCUUGUCUUCCCCAGAAUGCCCUUCUGUGAGCACAUGGCCGAGUUUCCAAACUGUCCCUCUACACCUAACCUGAUCUGUGGCACGGAUGGACUCACAUAUGAAAAUGAAUGCCACCUCUGCCUGACUCGGAUGAAAACCAUGAAGGACAUUCAAAUCAUGAAGGAUGGCCAAUGCUGAGCCCAGAGGUGCACUCAAGCCAUGAAACUUCAUGCUGGAGAACAGUGAUGCUCCAGAGGCUAUGACAUGAAAUAAAAGACGCAGCCCAAGCUA